AUGGGUGUGUUUCCUGGAUUUGGUAGUUGGAUCAAUCAGAACACUCAACGCCCUCCUGAGACCGAGUCCGAGAGAUCUGAGAAUGUUGAAUCUAAGUCGGUGUCAGAGAAAGACACUAACAAUCACAUUCCCCCUGCCGUGGCGGAGAGGAAGGUAUAUUAUGAUAAAGAUCAUAUGAUGAAGCAAGGUGAACUUUGGCAUGAAGCAGAGAAGAAACAUCCAUGGCAUGAUGCUCCUCCUAAGGUGACAAUGGAAAAAGGUGUUUGCCAUAUGAACAUAGAAUUGAUAGUGGGAAAUUCUCCUGAUGGUGUAUACUUCACUAUGACUGAUCCGGAAAGCGGUCCAUUCUUCGAUUUUGACAAGAGGCGCAAAAUGAUGGUUUUUUCUUUUCUUCUUCUUAUAUCGAUUUGA
This is a messenger RNA of Microthlaspi erraticum, 411 nucleotides long. NCBI's taxonomy places the organism in Eukaryota, Viridiplantae, Streptophyta, Magnoliopsida, Brassicales, Brassicaceae. The record is from the annotation of a GenBank genome assembly.